Podarcis raffonei (Aeolian wall lizard) is the source of this 3504-nucleotide messenger RNA. RefSeq names its product insulin like growth factor 2 (gene IGF2). Gene Ontology annotation, molecular function: growth factor activity; hormone activity. Gene Ontology annotation, cellular component: extracellular region. The coding region runs from base 16 to 1056 and encodes 346 amino acids. The record is from RefSeq and is a predicted model, not a curated record. Lineage: Eukaryota; Metazoa; Chordata; Lepidosauria; Squamata; Lacertidae. The transcript is spliced from 4 exons.
UUGGCUGCUACCUUGAUGGCUGGAAGUUUGAGCAUGCCCAUUGGAUGGGUGUAUAAAAGAAGGGACAGUGAGCGCUCUCAGUCUGUCUCCUCAGCUGUGGAGCAGUUAAUUGAGGCUCUAGCUGCUACUGGGAAGCCCCACCAGCGCUGCCUCUGGAAACCAGACCCACGCAAAGAGGCAGCAAAGACAGACAGGCAGACAGAGAAAGAGAGACAGAGAGAGGUGGUGGCGGUCGGGGAAAGGAAACCUCUUAAAUAUAUGCAGACAGACAGAGAUUUCUCUUUCAAAAAAGGGACUUGCUAUACCAAAUACAGCCAGAGAACCCAGCAAAGCAGCCUCACGAUGUCAAGAGAGCAGAGGAACCACAUGGAUGAAUGCUACAGCCACCCAGCCUUCUUCCAAAUCUGCACGCAAGAAGUUGAGAGCGGCGGCGGCAGCAGCAGCAGCUGUGGCAGUUCAAAGGUGCAGAAGAUGUGCACCUCCAGGAGGAUACUGCUGCUUGCCCUCACCUUCCUGGCCUACACAGUGGAUUCUGUUUCUGCGUAUGGUGCUCCUGAAACCCUCUGUGGGGGAGAGCUGGUGGACACACUGCAGUUUGUCUGUGGAGACCGAGGUUUUUACUUCAGUGGCAUUUCUGCUAUUACAGGUAGGCCUGUGGGCAGAAACAGAGGAAGGCUCAACCGUGGCAUAGUAGAGGAGUGCUGUUUCCGGAGCUGCGAUCUUAACCUUUUGGAAACUUACUGCGCAAAAUCUGUCAAAUCGGAGCGUGAUCUCUCGUCAUCUUCUCUUGUAGCCUUACCAGCACUGAACAAGGAUCCCUUUCAAAAGCCCUCUCAUGCCAGGUACUCAAAAUAUGACAUAUGGCAGAAGAAAAGUUCACAGCGCCUUCAGAGAGGGAUUCCCAACAUCCACCGGGCCCGCCGGUAUCGAUGGCAAACUGAAGGACUGCAAGAGUCUGAGGAGUCAAAGAUCCAUCGUCCCUUGAUUGUCCUGCCUACCCAGAAGCCUCUUGUUGUGCAAACCACCACCUCAGAAACAUUGGGCAGCCAGAAGUGAACUGUGAUGAACAAUUUCCAAAAUGGACUCUUUAUUUUUUAUUUCCUAGGCCUGGCCUCACCCUUUUCUCUCUCCCAAACCAAGGUGGAGGGGUGAGGGCAAAUGCCCUUUCACACCAAGGAGUAACCACAAGGGGCACCAUUAACACCAAACAACUGACAUAGAAAGAGAAACAGGAUUACAACGUUGGCGGUGGCAGCAACAACAUUUCUGUGGCAUUGUCUUUUAAGUAUUUUUUGUUUGCUGGUUCUUGUUCCUUUCCUACCCAGUAUUCUCAGCCUUUACUUAAAAGGGACAGUUAAGGCACUUGAACUAUUUAAUAUUGGGCCACUGCCUGUCAAUUUACCAACCAAUGAAGACAGAGAAAGAGAAAACAAUGAUAUUGAAAGAAGCCCAGUUUAUGUCUGUAUUGACAAUAAAAAUGAAGUUGGGGUGGGGGGUUGGAGUGGAAUAUCUGAAGGUUUAAAAUUUUGGCCUCAUUUUCACCCCACUAGUUUUUUUCCUUUGGAAAUCACAAGUCUACAGUAUGUGUUUGAGACUUCUUCUUCAUUUUUUUCCAUGUUUUAAAAACCAGAGAAGAAAUGAUGAGGCCCACUACCUUUUUUUUAAAUUACACAAUUCCAAAUGUACUUGCACCUUUAAAAAUCACCGAUGAAGUGAGAGUGUGUGAACGUUAAGUUCACUUUAAUGGAGGAGGCGUCUGCAUUGCACAUUUGCCACAGAUUUAGUUGAAUUAUAUAAGAUAUAUAUUAUAUAUAACUUUUUUUGGCAGAAAAAGCACUAUUUUUAAUGGGACCAUUUUUGUGUGUGUGUGUGUGUAUGUGUGUAUGUAGUAACUGAAGAGGGAUUGUAAUGUUUAAAUGUUGUUAUGGUGCUAAUGUAAGUUGGAAAAGGGGAAAACGAACCCAGAUAAUUAGAAGAGGGUGGGGUGGGAAGGACAAGAUCUCGAAUACUGAACUUGAAAUUUUUUAGCUUUUCGUUUUAGGAAAGUGUGAAAAGUGUGUUCUUUUUUUUUCUCUUCUGAAAUAUAGCUUGGUCAUGACCAUAUGAGCUAAUUGCCUUUCACUCAUAUACACAAAAUGCAUGCACAUGCAGAAACACAAUAAUACAUCUAUAUGCAUUUUAGAUCAAAAUAUUUUUUUCUUAAGUCCUUCACUCAUUCCCUGAUACCCAGAGCAUGCCAAGUGCAAAGGCAUAUGCAUGUGCUUUGUGAGUUACCUGAUUCUGUUCCAUGGAAGCAAUCAUUGUACAUAGAGUACUCAUUUUUCGCUUUUGCAGCCUGAGAGUCACCAUCCUCCUACCAAGGUGUUUUAAAUCAAUUUUCUGGCCACCUCUGCCAUCUUCUCUCUGAUGCAAUGCCAUUUUUCUGGAAAGCGACUCUUCGCAUCUAUCAGGUUUGGCAAGAACGUAGAUUUGCUGUUGCCCAAUCUAGCCUUAUUAGGAGAAAUGGCUCAAAACAAUUGACCAUCUCCUUAUCUUGCUUCUGCUUCUGCUUCCUUCUUCCCUGUCAAAAGGGGAAGGUGCAAUUCUUCUGAAGGCUCUCUUGCGCCAUCCCAUAAUGACAGCAAUAACAACCACUUAAAGCACCAAGUUUCCCCUUUCCCUGCUAGAGUGAGGGAGAAGUUUUGGGGGGAGGGGGUUAGUACAAAAACUCCAGAGGAAAAGGAGGUAACCUAACAAAUUUGAAGGAAAGGUUGUUCUUCACUGCCUCAUAGGACCUGAGGGACAGGAGAGAGUUGAUGCAUCAAGGACUGGAACUUUUAAAACCCAAUUAUCUGCUCAAAACUCAAGGCUUAAUUGGAGAGGUAUGAAGAAGGUGGUAUAAAAAAAUAAUAAUCAAAUGUUCUAUAGUCAAUCACCUGGCUUAUCUAGAACCAUAAAAGCAAUGCCACAUAUAUAAAUUGCAUAGAAAAAGGGGAACAUCUUAUCAGUGCUGUACCUGCUUUGCCUUAUAUCUAUAUAUCUACAUUUAAAGAACAUAAAGAUUACUUGAAUUUUUUUUUAAGAAAGGGUAAGGUUUUUUUUUUUUAAAAAAUGUUAUCAGUUUUUAAAUUGUUGCAAUCUUGAGCCAUGAAACAUUUGGGGAUUUUUUUUGUUUUCCAUGGCCCUGCACACCACAAAAAUAUGCUCCUUAAUCAUUUACAAAGGAGCGGGGAAAUACACAGCUCAGAUGAAAAUGUUUUGGGGUUGGGUGGGGUGGAGUGGGGAAAACAAAAGAGGUUUUUUUUAAAAAAAAAAGUUUCCAACACACAAGCUUUCAUAGAAGCUCUUUACCAAAAGUCCCCCUUUGAUUUUUGUUUUUUUAAGGUGACAAGUAAAAUAGUCGCUCAAAGAUGAUCAAGCUGCCUUUAUAGCUUUCUAUAUAUGCUUUGGUAGAGGGAACAGGGAUGAUCUUUUUUUUUGAGAGUGAGGAAAGAGCAAAGGGAAUUUUAUAUAUAGUCUGGGCUG